Messenger RNA from Verruconis gallopava, 1538 nucleotides. RefSeq lists its product as uncharacterized. Gene Ontology annotation, molecular function: oxidoreductase activity. Bases 157 to 1239 code for a protein of 360 amino acids. The transcript is spliced from 2 exons. The record is from RefSeq and is a predicted model, not a curated record. NCBI's taxonomy places the organism in Eukaryota, Fungi, Ascomycota, Dothideomycetes, Venturiales, Sympoventuriaceae.
GGAAAUCGUGACUUCAUAAGUUAGUCUUAUAUCGGAUCCUGGGGUUCGCGUAGGUAGAUGCUAUUGCAAUAGACCUUAUUGACAUAUACCGCUUUGUACAUUUGUACACUGCUCCCUUCAUUCGAAAGGACUCGAUCACAACUGGAUUGUUACAGAAUGCCGUCGGCUAUCGUGGUUCGCCAGAUACCAGGCAAGCCUGGGUCUGUCUACUACCCGCUUGAGAAAAUUGAGCUUCCCAAUCCUUCUCCAAAAGCCGACGAAGUAGUCGUCAAGAUAUCAGCCGCAGCGUUGAAUCAUAGAGAUCUGUUCAUCAGGCAGCAUCUCUACCCAGCAAUUGGGUUUGGUGUGCCUCUGCUCGCUGAUGGUGCUGGCACAGUAGUUGCAACAGGAUCUGCCCCAGAUGCGCAAAAAUGGAAGGGGAAACGGGUUGUCAUAAAUCCUGGUUCAGGUUGGAAAGAUGACAUAGAUGGUCCCGAAGACCCCCAGGGCUACAAGAUCCUUGGUGGCACGAAGGUGAAUCCAGCAGGCACGUUGGGUGAUUACAUUGUGAUCAAGGCCGGAGAGCUCGAAGAGGCACCAUCCCAUCUGAACGAUAUUGAGGCUGCGAGCAUUCCCCUUACAGGUUUAACAGCAUGGAGAGCAGUUGUCACCAAAAGUGGAAAUGCAAAACCUGGGAGAAACAUCUUGGUUACAGGAAUUGGAGGUGGUGUUGCCAUCAUGGCUUUACUUUUCGCGACUGCUUCUGGUGCUAGGGUAUAUGUGACCAGUGGUAGCGAAGAGAAACUUCAAAGAGCCAAGGAGCUUGGAGCUGUAGGUGGUGUAAACUAUAAAGACAAGGAUUGGGGAAAGAAGCUCAAGAACCUUCUACCGAAAGACCGCCCCUACCUUGAUGCUGUGAUCGAUGGUGCAGGAGGAGAUGUUGUAAGUCAGUCGAUGAGGAUAUUAAAGGCUGGCGGUGUUGUAGUUUCGUAUGGCAUGACUUUAGGGCCGCAGAUGCCCUUCCUCAUGGGUGCUGUCCUGAAGAACAUUGAUCUGCGUGGCUCGACAAUGGGAUCUAGGAAGGAAUUCAAGGACAUGAUUGAUCUGGUUAAAUCCAAGCAAAUCAAGCCCGUUGUUUCACGUGUCGUCAAGGGACUUGAUAUCCAGCAGAUCGAUUCUCUCUUUGAUGAUAUGAAGAAAGGGGUGCAAUUUGGUAAAUUGGUCGUCGAUCUAUCUUCUGGUAGCUCAAGCAAACUCUAGUUUGCAAUUUAUGACCGAAUUGCAGGACCGAGAAAUGCCAGAGAUGUGAGACUUUGCCCAGAACAUAGAGAAUUGUGUUGCUUUUGAAGAAGAGAAUAUUGCGCACCCCCCAUUAUCGUUGGAAAAGCCAUGUUGAACUUGUCUGAUAAAUUUUACAGAAUGUAGAUGCUGAACCGGGAGAUCAAUUCGGUCGUACUGCGUCAAUUGUCUACUUGUUUCUGCAAGUCUCAACAGAAUUCGAUAAUUACAUGACCUCGUAAUCUAGGGCUGCUGAUGGCGGCAUUUGAAAUCAAGUCCAG